GACGGGGAUGGCGGGGCGUCCGGCGUCGCUCUCGGCCCAGGACGUGGGAUCAUUUGCAUAUCUAACAGUUAAAGACAGAACACCACAGAUCCUGACCAGGGCUAUUGAUACAUUGCAUCGACAUAAAAGUGAAUUUUUUGAGAAACAUGGAGAGAGAGGUGUGGAAGCUGAAAAGAAAGCUAUUUCUCUUCUUUCUAAAUUACGGAAUGAAUUGCAAACAGAUAAACCAAUUAUCCCCUUAGUUGAGAAGUUUGUUGAUACUGAUAUAUGGAAUCAGUACCUGGAACAUCAACAGAGUCUUUUAAAUGAAAGUGAUGGAAAACCAAGGUGGUUUUACUCACCGUGGUUGUUUGUAGAAUGCUACAUGUAUCGUAGAAUUCACGAAGCAAUUAUCCAAAGUCCACCAAUCGAUGACUUUGAUGUAUUUAAAGAAUCAAAAGACCAAAAUUUCUUUGAGUCACAGGAAUCUAUCAUUGCUUUAUGUGCCUACCUGCAAGAGUUGCUGAGAACUGUUGAAGACCUAGAUGAAAAUCAGCUAAAAAAUGAGUUUUUUAAGUUUCUUCAGAUUUCACUGUGGGGAAAUAAGUGUGAUCUGUCUCUGUCAGGCGGGGAAACCAGUUCUCAGAAGACCAGUGUAAUAAAUUCUUUGGGAGACCUAGAACCUUUCAUUUUAGUGAAUGACAUGGAACAUCUUUGGUCAUUGCUCAGCAAUUGCAAGAAAAGAAGAGGAAAAGCCCCUGUUAUUAGAGUGGAUAUUGUUCUGGAUAAUUCUGGGUUUGAACUUGUUACAGAUUUAGUAUUAGCUGACUUCUUGUUGGCCUCUAAACUGGCUACCGAGAUCCAUUUUUAUGGAAAAACGAUUCCAUGGUUUGUUUCUGAUACUACUGUACAUGAUUUUAACUGGUUAAUUGAACAGGUAAAACGGUCCAAUCAUAAGUGGGUGUCCAAGUGUGGGGUCGACUGGGAAAACCAUAUUAAAAUGGGCAGAUGGGUUUACCACGAUCAUAUGUUUUGGACUCUGCCUCAUGAAUUCUGUGCAAUGCCUCAGGUUGCACCUGACUUAUAUGCUGACCUACAAAAGGCACAUUUAAUUUUGUUCAAAGGUGAUUUGAAUUAUAGGAAGUUGACAGGCGACAGAAAGUGGGAGUUUACUGUUCCAUUUCAUCAGGCUUUGAGUGGCUUCCAUCCUGCCCCUCUCUGCAGUAUAAGAACAUUGAAGGCUGAGAUUCAGGUGGGUCUGCGGCCUGGGCAAGGGGAACAACUCACAGCUUCUGAGCCCAACUGGCGGACCCAGGGGAAAUAUGGAAUAUUUCAGUUUGAUGGUCCACUUUGACUUGAUUUAGGAACUCGCAAGUUGUGUAGAAGGAUCUGACAGGCACUUUUCAUCCCCAGAAAAGCAGUGUGUGAAUUAGUCACAUAGCUGCUCUGCAUUAGCUCUGGGAAGCCUGGCCUCUCACUGCUCAUUUGCAUACACUCUGAAUGCUUUUUUUUGAACAUUUUGCCUCAUUCCAUUGUUUUGGGGAUAGAGGGAUUAGGCUAGUUCCAGAUAUUUACAUUUAUGUUGAAAUUUUAGUAACUUAUUUCAAGUUAAAUGCAUAAUUUCCAGUGGUUUUAAUGAACUUAUUUUUAAUUGGCCAUAAAGCAAAAUAUAAGUGAAUUCUGCUUUUGACAAAGUUAACAUUUUUUAUUAAUACUGUGCUGCAUGGUAUUUAAUAUUCUAGGAAGCAUGGAAUUUUAUUUAACUUGAUUUUGGGCUCUAGAAAUAAGGGCUCCAUGAAAAUAUACAUCUUACAUAUGCUUUGUAAAGAGAGGCAUUUCUUACAACUGUGAUAUUUGAACACACAUAAGUAAAACUUACCUCAUAAGUUAAUUCUAGAUUUUGUUCUCCUUGAAUUUUAUUUCAUUUCAAUAAAAAUUUCAAUGUUUUAUUUGCAUGCAUUUGAUUGACCUGUGGAAUGGAUGAUAGGAAACACCAAAUUGAACAGAAUGAAACAAAUAGUAUUUGAAGAAAUGUAAUAUCUUUUACAUUCUAUUUGUGAUAAACAUAACCAACUGAAAUAUAUUUUAACACAUAAGUGUUUUAGAUGAACAGAUUUUUAGAUUGCAGUUUAAAAAAAUGCUUUAAAUAGAAAAGAUUCUUAUGCAUUGACUUUGGAGUACUACCAACGGGUUAAUUAAUUUUUUAUAUUAUUACACAUUUAUUGGUGUUCACCAGAUAUUAAAUACUGUAAGUUUCAGAUCAGUUUGUUUUGAAACUGAAAUCGGAAAUAAACCUGGAAAUGUUUUCCUGCACUAGAAUAAUAAAAUGAAUUGUACUGAAAAUAUCAUUGUUUUUAUUUU
Messenger RNA from Diceros bicornis minor, 2340 nucleotides. RefSeq names its product acidic residue methyltransferase 1 (gene DCPH1). Gene Ontology annotation, cellular component: cytoplasm; nucleus. Bases 8 to 1333 code for a protein of 441 amino acids. The transcript has 5 exons. Gene Ontology annotation, molecular function: phosphatase activity. NCBI's taxonomy places the organism in Eukaryota, Metazoa, Chordata, Mammalia, Perissodactyla, Rhinocerotidae. The record is from RefSeq and is a predicted model, not a curated record. Gene Ontology annotation, biological process: DNA damage response.